CUCCAGGACACUUUAACAGACAUUUUUCAUGUUGUUAUUUUGUGUCUCCAGGACGACCCUCUGUCCUCCCUCCCUCCCCCGGGUCCCACUGCCCGCCUGCCGGCCUUCAGCGAGACGGAGGAACCAGAGAAGAAGAAGAGGAAGACGCGCGGCGAUCACUUUAAGCAGCGCUUCAGGAAGAACUUCACCACGCUGCUGGAGGAGGAGAACCUGUCCGAGCGUCCGGAGCCGAACUACCUGUCCGCGGCGGCCCCGCCCUCCUCGCUGCCCCCCCGCCACUUCUGCUGCGUCUGCGGUUGUCCGUCCCACUACACCUGCACCACCUGCGGGGGACGCUACUGCAGCAGCAGGUGUCUGUGCACACACCGAGAGACCAGGUACACACACACACAC
Molecule: messenger RNA, 393 nt
Organism: Plectropomus leopardus (leopard coralgrouper)
Lineage: Eukaryota; Metazoa; Chordata; Actinopteri; Perciformes; Serranidae
Source: RefSeq, a predicted model, not a curated record